Molecule: messenger RNA, 141 nt
Organism: Racocetra fulgida
Lineage: Eukaryota; Fungi; Glomeromycota; Glomeromycetes; Diversisporales; Gigasporaceae
Source: the annotation of a GenBank genome assembly
GAUGAAAGCAAUUACAAGAAAGACGAUAAUAUUAUAUCUGGAAAGAUUAGUAGCAAUAGUGAUGAUAAUGAUGAGGAUAGUGAAAAUAGAGAUAGCAGCGAAGUGAUAGUCAAGCCUAUUAAAACAUAUAAUACUCCUUAA